Messenger RNA from Drosophila bipectinata, 487 nucleotides. It is a transcript of the gene NimB3, whose product is annotated as Nimrod B3. Lineage: Eukaryota; Metazoa; Arthropoda; Insecta; Diptera; Drosophilidae. The record is from RefSeq and is a predicted model, not a curated record.
CGACAAUUUAGUAGAUCACAGACGUUGUCCGGCCUCGGCUCGUGUUUUCUCCCGACCUCGUUCGUAAUUCCAGACACUGAGAAAACAUGCACUUGACUUCCACUGUGGGUAGCCUUCUUCUGCUCUGCCUGGCCUGCCUCAUCAAACCGCCUCCUCCAGCCGUGGGCCAGUUUUGGAGAAAAUCCGUUGAAGACCAAUGGUUUAGUGAAACCUUGGCCACCCGGCCAUCUGGAAUUUGUUACGACGAAAAGGAGGUGAUGGCAAUCAAUCCGGACUCUAGACGACGGCAGUUCUCGUACUGCUGCAAUGGGUACCUAAACGAGGGGACUUCUAGCAAUCUAAAAUGCGUGCCUAUUUGCGAAGAGGACUGCACGAAUGGGCUGUGCUACUCCCCUGAUCGGUGCGAGUGUGCGCCGGGAUAUAUCUGGAGAGACAGAAAGUGUAGGAUAAUGUAAUUUACUUCAAUAAAUGAAAUAUGAUCGAGAUA